This is a messenger RNA of Thrips palmi, 1518 nucleotides long. RefSeq lists its product as uncharacterized. Gene Ontology annotation, molecular function: nucleotide binding; DNA-directed DNA polymerase activity; DNA binding. The record is from RefSeq and is a predicted model, not a curated record. The transcript has a single exon. NCBI's taxonomy places the organism in Eukaryota, Metazoa, Arthropoda, Insecta, Thysanoptera, Thripidae. Gene Ontology annotation, biological process: DNA replication. Bases 1 to 1518 code for a protein of 505 amino acids.
AUGCAUUACCCUGCGCAGCCUGAGGGUGGAGAAAACCGCUAUGAACGCACUCUGCGUAUCACUGGUCUGUUCCGUAAGGCAGGUUAUGUCGUCAUUGAGAAAUGGGAAUGUGAAUGGAAAGAGGACCUCAAAAACCCAGAGGUAGAAGCCUAUUUUGAAGCCCACCCCACCACCCGCAUGCCUCCCCUUGAUUUGCGCAAGGCGCUCUGCGGCGGUCGCACCAGCGCGCUCCGUAUGUAUCACAAGGCAGACCUUGACAAGGGAGAGAAGAUAAUGAUGGCAGAUAUUAUAUCAAGUUACCCGAAUGUGAAUCUGAGGGCUUGCUACCCUCUUGGUCAACCAUCUAUUUAUCUGGAGGGUGACCCAAAUAUUCCUGCCAUUGACGCUUGGAAUGGAGUAAUUAAAUGUACAGUGCUUCCUCCCCGAGAUCUGUACCUUCCAGUGCUUCCCUUUAAGUGUAAAGGAAAACUGAUGUUCCCACUCUGUGCGACGUGUGCUGAGACAGAAAGCAGUGAAAUUUGUCAACACACUGACUCCCAACGCCAACUUACGGGUGAAUGGUGUGCUCCAGAGCUCCAGUUAGCCAUUCUAGAGAAAGGGUACACUCUUAUCACUGUCCAUGAAUUAUGGCAGUACCCAUCCACUAUGCAAUAUGAUCCCAAAACGGGAAAAGACGGCUUGUUCUCAGGUUAUGUCAGGAAAUUUAUGGCACUGAAAAUUCAGGCCAGUGGAUGGCCAACAGAGUGCGACACUCAACAGAAAAAAGAGGAAUAUUUGUCUGAUGUUAAGAAGCAUGAUGGUAUUGCUAUUGACCCCACUAAAGUGGCCAAAAACCCUGCACUCAGAACUCUGUCAAAAUUAAUUUUAAACAGCUUUUGGGGAAAGUUUGGGGAAAAGACUCUUCGUGCGAAAACUGAACUUAUCUAUGAUUAUGCUGACCUCAUGAAACUAGUGACAGACCCUACUAAAGAAGUGACUGCCCUCCUUCCCUUAAGUGAAGACUGUCUUCAGGUAACUUAUAAACCUGUAGAAGACAGCGAGGUAACACUUCCUACUUCUUCCCUCUCGCAUGCAGCUUACACAACGUGUAUUGGUCGACUCAAUUUGUACAAGUACUUGGACAUCGUUGGACAGCGCGCCUACUAUCACGAUACCGACUCAGCGGCUUACCUGAGUCGUCCAGGCGAGCCUGACCUGCCCCUGGGCACACAUCUGGGUGAUCUCACUGACCAGAUUGCGGAGGACUAUGGUCCGGGUUCGUUUAUCACAGAAUUCGUGGCUGGCGGACCAAAAAAUUAUGCUUACAAGGUGGCAGUGGGAGGUGACGUUUCUAACCUCAAAGUGUGCAUUAAGGUGAGGGGAAUAAGCAUUAACCAAUCCUGUGAGGAUCUUGUCACUUUUGACAACUUAAAAGCCAUGGUCUUAGGUGAGGAAGAAAAGAAGACUAUCCCCAUUCACCGUCAGAUUACCAGACUACCUGGCUGUGUGGCAAAAAGCUACGAAACUGUAAACAGCUAA